Messenger RNA from Sinocyclocheilus grahami, 3329 nucleotides. RefSeq names its product cysteine-rich secretory protein LCCL domain-containing 2. The transcript has 16 exons. Lineage: Eukaryota; Metazoa; Chordata; Actinopteri; Cypriniformes; Cyprinidae. Bases 223 to 1749 code for a protein of 508 amino acids. Gene Ontology annotation, cellular component: extracellular region. The record is from RefSeq and is a predicted model, not a curated record.
UUCCAUAGAGUCAGUGAGAGUCACCAGCUGCCAAACAGAGUCCACUACUCACACUUGUUUGACUUUCAAGGAAAAUACUCCAGCCGCGAGACACUGAGCUGCAGCAGCCUCUGGAAAAGCUUGUGGAGAAGACACACACUAGAUUUUUCAGAACAGAGCCCUGAAGACACGCUCACACAAGGCAGUCAUCUGUAGUCCGCCCCCGAAAGCAUCACUGCUGCCAUGCACAGGCUCAUUUCCAUUGCCCUGCUAUUCCUGGGUGCCAGUUUGGCUGCUUCCCUCUUCCUUCCUGACUCCCUGGAGCUGAGGCAGAUAAUGCAACGCUACCAGGACGAGCUGGAGCCUAACAGCACAAAAGCCGAUGCGCCUUUACGCACUCGCAGAGCCAUUGGGUGGUCGGACCGGGAGGACAUCCUGCAACUGCACAACAAGCUGAGAGGAAAGGUGUACCCGACCGCCUCCAACAUGGAGUACAUGGUUUGGGAUGAUGAACUGGAGAAGUCAGCGACCUACUGGGCGGAACAGUGCCAGUGGGAACAUGGACCUAAAGAUCUACUGAUGUCCAUCGGGCAGAACCUAGCCGUGCACUGGGGAAGGUACCGCUCUCCGGCCUACCAUGUGCAGGCCUGGUACGAUGAGGUGAAGGACUACACCUACCCUUACCCGCAUGAGUGCAACCCCUGGUGCCCUGAGCGCUGCUCUGGACCCAUGUGCACCCACUACACACAAGUGGUCUGGGCCACAACCAACCGUGUUGGCUGUGCUGUACACUUGUGUCCGCGUAUGAAUGUAUGGGGAGAAAUCUGGGAGAACGCCGUCUAUCUCGUCUGCAACUACUCACCCAAGGGAAACUGGAUCGGGGAAGCCCCCUACCAACAUGGCCGCCCCUGUUCCCAGUGCCCACCAAGCUAUGGAGGAAGGUGCAGAGACAACCUCUGCUACAAGGGAGACCCUGAACGUCAUGAGUCUCCAGAUAUGAAUGAGGUGGAGAAGCAGCAGGAGCCAGUACAGCCUCGGACGACUCCAACUAAGCCUAAGCCCAAACCCUCUUCCCCCAAAAAACCUGCAAAUGCCAAUCCUUCCUCAACCAAGACUACAAGAACAACCUAUCUAGCACAAAAUAUUAAGUGUGAGACAAGAAUGAGGGACAAAUGUAAAGGAGCGACCUGCAACAGGUACAACUGCCCAGCAAACUGCUUAAAUAAGAAGGGGAAAGUGUGGGGAACAUUGUAUUAUGAUGUUCAAUCAAGUAUUUGCCGUGCUGCUAUCCACUAUGGAAUAAUUGACAACAAUGGAGGCCUUGUGGAUGUCACAAGAAAAGACAACUUCCCAUUCUUUGUAAAGGCAACCAAGAAUGGUGUAGAGUCAUUCAGUAAAUACAAACCUGGCAAUGCAUUUACAGUGUCAAGAGUGGAAGAGCAAACAAUAGACUGCUACACGACAGUGGCUGAGAUUUGUCCCUUCAAGGCGUCUGCCUCUCAUUGUCCAAGAGUCUUCUGCCCAGCUAACUGCCUAAACGAACCAUCAUAUUGGGCUCCAGUGGUCGGCACCAACAUUUACGGUGAUGGCUCCAGUAUCUGCCGAGCAGCUCUCCACGCUGGAGUGAUCAAAGCCAGCGGCGGCUAUGUGGACCUCCUGGCUCUGGAUAAGAGGAAUUCUUACUUAAAUGUAACUUUAAACUUUAUUUUUUCUUGCAGUAAAAGCAAUACAGAAGGCGGUUCGUUCCGUGUCUUCGCUGUUAGAGAGUGAGACGGCACUGACGACGCACAAAAGGUCACCGAUUUGCUCUCAAAAGUCAGGACAUAUCAAAGGAAAUGCAACACUUCGGACUCUGUCUUUGGGAGGAAAGAGACAUUUACAGAAGACCAAAGGAUCUGUCAAAGUCUGCUAGCUCAAUCCAUGGGCUUCCAGGGGUUUUAUAUACAAUUGUGAAUAACGUUUUUAAGCACACAUGCAACUCUUAACAAAAUGCAGUGUGGUAGAAAUGGUAUUUUAACAGCGGUGCUGGUUUUAAUCGGUGUUUUUUUAAAUACAUGCAAAAUCUCUAAUUUCAUUACAAAAGGCAUAUUGAUUACACUGUAUUUAAUCUGUACAGAUAUUUUGUCGAUUUGUCAGACUUGUUGUGUGUUUCGCAUUUUUUUGCUUUAUUUCAUUAAUCAUUUUUGAAGCCGGAGCUGGAAAAGAGCGUGACAAUCACCACAUACUUUUUUGCUUCAAGAAUUAUUUUUCCCAUUCAGUUUAUUCAUAGUGAAAAAAAUCCAACCAUCUCCAAGAUGAAUCACCAAAUUACAAACCUAUUAUGAAAAUAUAAUUCAGAGCUCAUGGUACGUCUGUCUCAAAAGUUUAUGCUUUAUUGUUAAAAUCAACUUCUUUAUGACGAAAAUGAGUGCGGCUUUUAACUUCCGGAAACUUUUGCGCUCUAUUGCAAUAGUAGUUGAGUGUGUACAGUGCAGUAGGGGGGAUUUAUUGGACCUGAAGUGGGCAAACAGAUGCUUCACAGAGAAAUGGCAAAGAAAAAGAGGCAAAACUCCAAGCAAAAGAAACCUUCCCUUCAUAAUGCAUGCAAGCCUUCCAGAGUCAACACUACUCAGACACUAUGGUAAAGGUGCAAAAACAUUGCAACAAUGUUUAAUCCCAGGAGAAUUCAGUCACAGAGUGCAUGUUUAGGCUCAUCUUUCAUCAUGGUACCUUCAUUUAUGUUAUUUAUUAUUAUGCCUCCUUCUACUCCUGCUCAGAGCUGCAAAUUCUGUGGAACAGAACCAAAUAUUUAUGAAUGUGACGCAUGAUAUAUGCCCACUUGAGAUUGAAACGUCUGUCAGAGUCUAACAUGUUCCUGUUUGGUUAAAUGCUAUACAAAACCCAGAGUUCAUCAUUACUGCCAAAAGCAAUUUCAUUAGAACUUUAACUUUAUUUUUUAUUUUGCACGGAAUGAAACCCAAGUGCACAGUGCCGACCAAACACCGAUUUUUUAAAAAUCACAUUAUACUGCAAUGUAAUAGAAAGGUACUUAAGUCAUGCCUCUGUGAAGAAAGAAGUAUGUCAACUUCUUAUCUUAAUGCAUAUUUCUUAGCUUGAUAGUGUUUAUAGAGUCCCAGAUUUAGAUAAAAUAUGGAUGUUCUUCUAUGAAAUAAGGGCCGUUGAGGACAAUAACCCCUUUGAAGGCUUCCGUGUUGCUGCUUUUUACUUUUCACCUACUUUUAUUUUCUUUGUAACUUUCUUGAAGUGUUACCUCAGUCCUGUUGCAGCAAUAUAUUUGAGUAUUAAUGUCUUUAGGGAAAUCAUAAAUGUUUGUACAGUGCAAUGGUUUGUGUAAAUAUUCAGAUUUGUGC